AUGUCAAUCCCUUUGUAUAGGAUGGUGCCUCUGAGCCCUCACAUACAAGCACUCCAGCAAGAUGCAACGACUGAAGUUUUGACACUUCAUCAUGUCCAGACGAGAACCGGAUUAUUCACUUACGGCUUACCUAAAUCAUGCGAGCUGCUAUACCUCCAAAUGUGGGCAAAGAGUUUCGGAAUGGUCGUCAAGGAUAUUAAAAUGCCUGAGAUUAGCCCACAGGCUUUCCGUCUUGAAAAGGGCAACACUUCAGCGUUACUAAAAGGUUAUACCGCGCUUGUUGUGGCUCUCGGAAAUGCUAAGUACGAUGUCGAGCUCAUUUCCAGAGACAAGACCUCUACUCAGCAGGAGACGUGGGAAUCGUCUUGCGCUCUUCACCUCCGAGAGACAGGGUUAAAAGCUCAGGGAGGACACAUUAGAUUUCUUUAUAUCCCGCUCCACCUAGAGCCUGAAUAG
This is a messenger RNA of Fusarium venenatum, 456 nucleotides long. The record is from RefSeq and is a predicted model, not a curated record. NCBI's taxonomy places the organism in Eukaryota, Fungi, Ascomycota, Sordariomycetes, Hypocreales, Nectriaceae.